Salvia splendens (bonfire salvia) is the source of this 608-nucleotide messenger RNA. Its product is annotated as probable RNA-dependent RNA polymerase 1. Bases 1 to 492 code for a protein of 163 amino acids. Gene Ontology annotation, cellular component: nuclear RNA-directed RNA polymerase complex. Gene Ontology annotation, biological process: siRNA processing. Gene Ontology annotation, molecular function: RNA-directed RNA polymerase activity. The transcript is spliced from 2 exons. NCBI's taxonomy places the organism in Eukaryota, Viridiplantae, Streptophyta, Magnoliopsida, Lamiales, Lamiaceae. The record is from RefSeq and is a predicted model, not a curated record.
AUGACUUAUAAUCCUGCUCCAAACACACAACUUGAUCACAAUGUCACCAUUGAGGAAGUUGAAGAAUACUUCACAAAUUACAUCGUUAACGACAGUUUGGGGAUCAUUGCCAAUGCACAUACUGUCUUUGCUGACAGAGAGAUUAGCAUGGCAUUAAGCAGUCCAUGUGUAGAGCUGGCCAGGCUUUUCUCAGUUGCAGUCGACUUUCCCAAGACCGGAAUCCCUGCAGAAAUCCCUCCUUACCUUCGUGUGAAAGAGUACCCAGAUUUUAUGGACAAGCCCGACAAGACGACGUACCAAUCAGAGCGGGUCAUCGGGAAGCUCUACCGCGAGGUGAAGGAUAUCGCCCCUCACACAUCUUCUGUGAAGAGCUUCACCAUAGAAGUGGCUAUAAAAUCUUACGAUAGUGACAUGGAAGUCGAAGGAUUCAGAGAGUACAUUGACGAAGCCUUUGAGUACAAGACUGAGUAUAUUACAAGCUGGGGAACUUGAUGGACUACUAUGGCAUUAAGACUGAGGCUGAGAUACUGAGUGGUGCCAUCAUGAAGACGUCAAAGACUUUUGAUCGGAGGAAAGAUGCAGACGCUAUUGGGCAGCCGUGAGGGCCC